Molecule: messenger RNA, 1074 nt
Organism: Lactuca virosa
Lineage: Eukaryota; Viridiplantae; Streptophyta; Magnoliopsida; Asterales; Asteraceae
Source: the annotation of a GenBank genome assembly
AUGAAAUUUGUUGUUCAAACGUGUUUGCUGUCAUCAAGAUGGAAGCUUCUCUGGACAACAAUGCCUUAUCUCAACUUCUCAAAUUAUCAUUUUGGCUCUUUACUACGCAAGUUUUCCAAAUUUGUGACUCAUGUUCUUUCUCACCGCAACAAUCAAGUAGACGUGUCUUUGGUAAAGCUACGAUUCGAGGAUGCAGUUAGUCAGGUUAUUGUGAAAAGGAUUGCAAAUUAUGCGUUCUCUCACAAUGUCCAAGAACUAACUAUUGAAAGUUUUUCCCCAUACCAAUCAUACUACCCUAGAAAAUACCCUUCUUGUCUAUUUAUCUCUCGCUCUCUUAAACAUUUCACAUUUAGUAGCCCUUUUUCACCUUGCGUUACACCCAAAACACCUUGGGAUUUUCCAGCUUUAACAACUUUGCAUCUCCUUCACAUCAAAUUGUGUGAUGCUCUCACUCAAGAGUCUCUUGAUCUUUUCUCCAAGUGUGUAAACUUAAAGAACCUCACUUUAGAUAUUUUCACUGUCGAGGAUGUGGGUGUAUUGGACAUCAUUACCCCUCGACUUUCUACUCUCACGCUUAUCUAUGGAAGAUGUUCAGAAUUCGUUAAUCUGGUUGCACCUCAACUUGAGAAACUUAAAGUAAUUAAUUGCUCAUUCAAGUACUUGAAUGCUCCACCAGGACUUUCAUUAUUGUACUACAGGGGUCAUUGCCCUCCUGCUGAGUUGUGUAAAGACCGAUUUCACUCUCUAAACAAAGUAACUAUCUGUUUGUAUCUUGAGAGUCCUUAUAAGGAAGAAGAUGCUCGCAAGUCUAUUAACAUGCUUCAAAAGCUCCAUAGUGCCAGAUAUCUCACACUUAAUGCAGACAUUAUUGAGUGUAUUUCCUCAUUUCCGGAUUUAUUGUUGCACCAUUCUUCACCUUUUAGCAACUUAAUUUGCUUGAAAAUAGACUCUGGCGUGAGGAAGGAUGUAUGCCAAGUAAACAUGUCUACUGAAGCUAGAAACUUCUUUCUUGACAACUCUCCAAACGCAACAAUCAUCAUGGAAUUAACUACGAAUUUUGGAGAUUCUUUUUGA